This is a messenger RNA of Striga asiatica, 1832 nucleotides long. The record is from the annotation of a GenBank genome assembly. NCBI's taxonomy places the organism in Eukaryota, Viridiplantae, Streptophyta, Magnoliopsida, Lamiales, Orobanchaceae.
CAAUAAUUGAACUUGACGUAGCCUUAUCACAUAAAUAGACUAAAAAUCGAAUAAAGCUUAAGCUAAUUAGGACGUGAAGGAAGAGGGGAAAAAAAUAAGGAGAGAGAGGGAGGUUAUAGGGAAUAACGAACUUUCUCGGCACGCGUGAAAAGAUUAAGAGACACCUCACACGUGCUGCGAAAUGAAACGUGAUGUGUAGCACCUCUCCACGUGUUCCUCCUUCUCAUUCACCCUCUCUCUCUCUCUCGUCUGCUUAUAUUCUUCUUCCCUUGGAAUGGAAAGGUCUCACUUGAAGACUUGUUAAUUCAAUUUCAACCCUCCCUAUAUCCCUACUAUCCUACUACCUAAGCCUAGCCCCAUCCUUUACGCCGUCGUUUCCAACUCCUUAUUCUCUCUACUCAUAAACCCCCCAAAACUCCAAUUUCCCCCAUUUUUCAGCCAUGAUCAACAACUGACGAGCAAAACCUCAAUUGGAUCCCCCAAUGGAAGCCAAUUUCACCUACAUGGGCCGCAAAUUCUCCGACCUCACCCUCAACGACUCAUCCUCCUCCUCCUCCGCCUUCAGCGACUGCAACAGCGACAGAUCCGGCGAGUUCCCCACCGCCUCCUCCGAGAGCCGCCGCCUCUUCCUCGCCUGCGCCGCCGACAACUCUGACCAGCUCAUCUCCCAGCUCGUCGCAGGCCUCGCCUCCGACUGCCCCGACGUCCAGAAGCAGGCCGCCAUGGAAAUCCGCCUCCUCGCAAAGAACAAGCCCGAGAACCGCCUCCGGAUCGCCCGGGCCGGCGCGAUCCGCCCGCUCGUCUCGAUUGUCUCCUCCCCCGACCCCCAGCUCCAGGAGUACGGGGUCACGGCGAUCCUUAACCUCUCCCUGUGCGACGAGAACAAGGAGGAGAUCGCCUCCGCCGGCGCGAUCAAGCCGCUCGUGCGCGCGCUCCGAGUGGGGACCUCUGCCGCCAGGGAGAACGCGGCGUGCGCGCUGCUCCGCCUGUCGCAGGUGGAGGGGAACAAGUCUGCAAUCGGACGGUCGGGAGCAAUCCCCCCGCUGGUGGAUCUGCUGGAGGGGGGGAGCCUGCGGGGGAAGAAGGAUGCGUGUACGGCGCUCUACUCUCUGUGUGGGGCGCGUGAGAACAAGGUGCGGGCAGUGCAGGCGGGUAUUAUGAAGCCGCUGGUGGAGAUGAUGUCAGAUCUGGGGUCGAGCAUGGUGGACAAGUCGGCUUACGUGCUGAGCCUUCUGGUGCCGCUGCCGGAGGCAAGGGUGGCCCUGGUGGAAGAAGGCGGGAUUCCAGUACUGGUGGAGAUUGUUGAGGUGGGGACCCACCGCCAGAAGGAGAUUGCAGUGGCUAUACUGUUGCAGCUGUGCCAAGACUCUGUGGCUUAUCGGACCAUGGUGGCUCGAGAGGGAGCAAUUCCGCCAUUAGUGGCCUUGUCCCAAACCGGCACUAGUCGUGCCAAACAAAAGGCAGAAGCACUAAUAGAGCUUCUAAGGCAGCCAAGAUCCGCCAACGCCGCUGCUACCACCGUCUGACAUGUCGCUCUCGAUCUCACAUCACAUGCGCAUCACCUCUGCCCUGUCCAAGGAAAUCCAAGAAAAAGGACAANGACACACAGAGAGGAUGAGAAAAGAGGUAGUCCAUAAUUGUAUAUAUGUAACGUGCUGUUAAAAAAUCUUUGUAAAUUUGCCCGGGCCCACCUCGAUUUUGAUCUUGUUAUGCUAUUACUUUUGCUUUCUACCAUUAGUAUUUUGUAUUUUCUCUUUGUUUCUUUCUUCUUAUGGAUUUAUUAUUAUAUUUGGUGCUCUCAAUGCAUAAGCUAAUCAAGAGCGGUUAAAGGA